Aspergillus puulaauensis is the source of this 1914-nucleotide messenger RNA. Its product is annotated as Zn(II)2Cys6 transcription factor. Bases 1 to 1914 code for a protein of 637 amino acids. Gene Ontology annotation, biological process: regulation of DNA-templated transcription; DNA-templated transcription. The record is from RefSeq and is a predicted model, not a curated record. NCBI's taxonomy places the organism in Eukaryota, Fungi, Ascomycota, Eurotiomycetes, Eurotiales, Aspergillaceae. The transcript has 4 exons. Gene Ontology annotation, molecular function: zinc ion binding; DNA-binding transcription factor activity, RNA polymerase II-specific; DNA binding.
AUGCCUCCUCGUCGCGCCUGCGACGUCUGCUACAAGCGAAAGAUCCAAUGCUUGAUCAGAUCCCCGGGAGGCACUUGCGAUUGGUGCAAGAGUCAGGGUCUAACUUGCACCUUUGACAGGGUCAUCCACAAAGACCCAAACAAGAGGACAACAACCGAUAUUGUGCAGGAAUUGUCCCAGCGGGUCGAGCAGCUUGAAGAGGCUAUUCGGUCUGCCUCGUCUGUGAAUACCCCUGUUGGCGCCUCGACGUGGGAAAGGACAUUCCCUGAGACGUCAAGACAGAUUCCCUAUUAUACAACAUUUACUCCCACAGAUCCAGGGCAGCAGGUCGGCGAGGAAAUCCGGACUGUUCGGGCGAAUCUCGCAUCCGAAACGCCUGCACCUGCCUACAGGCUGUCGAGAUGUCAGCUCGGGAAUAACUGGUAUUUCAAGGGCGUGGGGAUAUUUUCGUCCCGUGGCCGUCAGUGGAUAUAUGAAGGGACAGGGCAGCGGUCAUUUCUGGAGAACUUUGACAUCUUUGGGAAUCCUACUGGAACUGUACCAUGUCUUGCCCCUUGGCCUGUGUCGGAGCGAGAGAGACAGCUUCCUCCUGAGCCUGCUUGCCGGUAUCUCUUUGGUGCUUUCUUAAGGUCAAAGACUUCGAUUGUAUUUCCUAUCCUGGAUAGGGCGCUCUUUGAGGGGACCAUUUUCAAAGCAUAUGACGUGAAGUCCGACCUGGGGACUCGGUCAUCAGCACAGGCGUGUCUUUGGGCCAUGCUCGCCCUGGUCGCACGCACCGAAGAAUCUCAGCAGUUCGACUCUUUUCCGGAAGCAGACUGUAUUCAUGAGUCAAAGCGUCUUUUGACCGUCGUCAAUGGUGCGGUGAAUUUGGACAGCCUACAGGCCACCCUUCUACUGUGGGCAUAUCAGAAAAUGAAAGGAAAAUGCCGAGAAGCCUCGAUAGCCUUCACCAACGCCUGUCGCAUGGUAUGCGACCUCGGCGGCCACAUCCUCCUGUCCGGGCUCGUUAUUGUCCCCCAGCACAUUCCCACCUUCGACGAACAAUCCAGGCUCCAUAUCCGACGGCUCUUCUGGCUAUGCUACAGCUUCGACAAGGACGCCUCCCUGCGCACCGACAACACACCACUCCUAACCUCGGAUUACUGCGACGUAAGUCACCCGGACGAAUACAGCCCCCAGGCAACUUGGUACAAUCAACCGCGAGACACAAACCUCGCGAAGAUCAAAGAAAACGCCAGCCGACUCCUCUGCUCGCCACGCGCAUUCAAGUACACCGAAGGCGAGCUCCUCGCCCAUGUCCGCCAGCUCGACGACGAACUCGAGGAAUGGAGAAUAUCCACCGAUCCGCCCUACCGUCCCAGACUCUCCAUUCCACCCGCAGACUACUCCCUCUCUCUCCCAUCAAGCAUGAGCCCCGAAGACCGCACGCGCCUCAUAAACCUGCAGCUCGACUACCUCUCCACCAUGAUAAACAUCCACACCCUCGUGCGCAAAUGCGGCGAUGUAGAGCGCAAUCUCCCAGACGACCUCCACAGCGUCGUACACUCGAGCGCCGACCUCUCCAUCGAAGCCAGCCGGUCCAUCUUCCGCUUCCUAGAUACAGUUGUUGACUUCUGGAAGGAGGAUUCGGUCUGGGUAGUCUCGCAUUAUGGGCCUAUGGCUGCGAUGCCGCUGUUUAUUAACAUCCUGAUUCACCCGCUCGGACAGCCGGCGGAUAGCGACCUGUUGAUUUUGUCGGAGAUUGGGAAUAUCACGCGCAAGAUCCCGACGGAGAAGUUGUGCGCUGAGGAGAUUGGGCAUAUUCAGGAGAUUUGCGAGUUUGUGAUGCAGCUUGUGCAGCUGGGGCAUAGUGCGGCGUGGAAGGCGAAGAAGGGAGAGAGAGAGCAUGAUCUGGAUAUUAUACAUCAUCCGUAG